AUGGGAUCCAAGGUGUCCAAGCCGGCCAGAUCAUUCAAGCCGGGGAAAGUGAUCGAUGUGAAGCGCGAGACACCGCCACAGGUCGAACGCGAUGACUCCUUCUUGAAGAAAGCAAUGUCGCUCGGCGUUGUGGAGGUGAGCGAGCAAGAGUUUGUCAAAAACCACGAGUCGGUGGAUCUUUUGAAAAACCGCAAAAAAAGACAGGAGGAAGGCGCAGAUGUCAAGGCGCAAGUGGAGGGUUCCAGACGGUCGUUCGUGGGUGCGGGCCAGGGGUUGCUGGAUAGUAGUUUGUUGACCAAAGUGAUCAAGGAGUACAGGCAUGACCCGAAAGGUUUCCGACCGGAAACGUACAACCUCAGCGACACUACGUGGGGGAGGCUAAGCAAAGUUUUGCAAAGUGGGGACGUUGGGUUGCCGCAGUACGCUGUGAAGCUGGUUCGGCCCCAGAACGGCUCCAAAGAGAAGUUUGUCAUUGUCGGCGACACAGAGGGCCACGUUCAAGAGGUGAAGGCUGCUGCCAAGGAGUUUCAAGAGUCGCAAACUCUGAUGGGCGACAAGAGAGAAGAGAGGAAACACAAGCCUACGGGCGACGUGACGCGCGUGCUUUAG
Messenger RNA from Ogataea haglerorum, 609 nucleotides. RefSeq lists its product as uncharacterized. Lineage: Eukaryota; Fungi; Ascomycota; Pichiomycetes; Pichiales; Pichiaceae. The transcript has a single exon. Bases 1 to 609 code for a protein of 202 amino acids. The record is from RefSeq and is a predicted model, not a curated record.